AUGUUUGAAACUGAAAGAACUUCAUGUAGUCAAGAGGUUGACGAAGGAGAAGAUGGCGGAGAUGAACUUGGAAACAGCGAUAGCUCAGACUCGGAAAUAGACGAAGAAGAUAAAUGGCAAUGUGAAGCCUGCUCGGAAAGAAAUCACCCGAUGACUCGACGCUGUCGACGUUGCUGGUCUAAGAGAAAGGAUUGGUUUGCUUCCACUUUGGAAAGAACUUAUUCAGAUCCUGGUCAAACUCGUCGCGAAAAUGUUCGAAUAGAUCAGGCAAAUGUGUUACACUCAGUGUGUACAACUUCGUCAACCAGCCAGUUGAAUACGGUUGUUCCACCAUCAACAAACCAUACUCCCCCCGUCUCCACGACUGUGGCCAAUGAAACUGCCUCGGACUCAACUGAUGGCCAUGAUCGAAUGAGGUGUUUCCUUUGCUACAAGGAACCGCCCAAUGGCUGUAUCGUUCAUGGUAUGACCGGCCAUCAGGUAUGCUGCGUUGCAUGUGCUCGGAAACUGAAGGAGUCUAAUAAACCCUGCCCUGUGUGUCGCAAAAAGAUUGAUAAAGUUAUAAAGAAUUAUAUGUAACUGGGAAUUGUUUAAUUAUUGCGCUGU
Molecule: messenger RNA, 606 nt
Organism: Xenia sp. Carnegie-2017
Lineage: Eukaryota; Metazoa; Cnidaria; Anthozoa; Malacalcyonacea; Xeniidae
Product: E3 ubiquitin-protein ligase Mdm2-like
Exons: 4
Coding region: 1-579 (192 amino acids)
Biological process (GO): regulation of cell cycle; negative regulation of apoptotic process
Cellular component (GO): nucleus
Source: RefSeq, a predicted model, not a curated record